AUGCCGCCAAAGGUCGACGUCAACGACCCAGAGAAUGCGAGGCUUCUCAAGCUCUUCGAAUCCCUCAACCUGAGCGGAAACAGAGCCAUCGAGACCCUCACAAAUCCAAAACACACCGCCGCCCUCGAAAGCGUCAUCACAGACAACCAGCUCACCUCCAAGUCGAUCGAUCCAAAGGCCUCGGCGCUCAUCGUCUCCGCAUCCACGGGCAAGGACGCCUCCAACAAGUCCAGCAGAGACUAUGUCGUCUCGCGCAUCCUCGACGGCAGCCUCGCCUCCUCCGACCAGCUCAAUGCCGCCUACAAGUUCCUCGCCAACACCACCGGCCAGCCAGACAAGGCCGCCUUCGAUGCGGAAUGCGGUGUCGGCGUCGUCGUGACCCCAGACCAAUGUCGCUCCGCGGUGGAAGCAUACGUCGCAUCUCACAGAGCCGAGCUCGACCCUGUCGAAGGGUGGCCAAAGCUCGGUUCCAUCCUGGCAGGCGUCAAGGCCACACCUGAAAUGCGCUGGGCGAGCGCCGUCGACGUCAAGGGCGCCGUAGACGCAGUGCUCCUCGCCACAUACGGUCCCAAGAAGGCCGCACCACCAAAGGAAAAGAAGAAGCCCGCCGCAGCAUCUGCAGCCGAUGCCAAAAGGGAGGCGGCACCCACCGGCCCCGUCGACCCAGACGCCAUGUUCAAGGAGGGCUUCCUCGCCAACCUCCACAAGCCCGGCGAGAAUCCUCAGAUCAAGCCCGAACUCAAACAGCAGCACCUCGCAGCCACAAAGGGCAUGGUCAUGACGCGAUUCCCACCAGAACCCAACGGAUUCCUCCACAUCGGUCACAGCAAGGCCAUCGCCGUCAACUUUGGCUUUGCCCGUCACCACGGCGGCCUCUGCUACCUCCGCUACGACGACACCAACCCCGAAGCCGAGGAGGAAAAGUACUUUACCAGCAUCCUCGAAACCGUCCGUUGGCUCGGCUUCGAACCCUUCAGGGUCACCUACUCGAGCGACUACUUCCAGAGGCUCUACGAGCUCGCCGUCGAGCUUAUCAAGCGCGGAAAGGCCUACGUCGACCACUCGACGCCAGAAGAGAUCAAGGAGCAGCGCGGCGGUCCCGAGCGCGGCCCCCGCAAGCCCUCGCGCUUCCGCGACCGUCCCAUCGAGGAGUCGCUCCAGGAUUUUGAGGACAUGAAGAACGGCAAAUACCCGCCCGGCAAGGUCACGCUCCGCAUGAAGCAGGACAUCGAGAACGGCAACCCGCAGAUGUGGGACCUCAUCGCCUACCGUGUGCUCGAGGCCUCGCAUCACCGCACGGGCAAGGACUGGUGCAUCUACCCGACCUACGACUUUACCCACUGUCUUGUCGAUAGCUUCGAAAACAUCAGCCAUUCGCUCUGCACCACCGAAUUCAUCCUCUCGCGCGAGUCGUACGAGUGGCUCUGCGACGCACUCGAGGUGUACAAGCCGCGCCAGUCCGAGUACGGCCGUCUGGCGCUCCAGGGCACCGUCAUGUCCAAGCGCAAGAUCCUCAAGCUCGUCAAGGAGCGCUACAUCGAGGACUGGGACGACCCGCGCAUGUUCACGCUCAUCGCCCUCCGCCGCCGCGGUGUGCCGCCAGGCGCCAUCCUCUCGUUCGUCAGCGCGCUCGGCGUCACCACCGCCAAGUCCACCAUCCAGAUCAGCCGCUUCGAUCAGGCGGUUCGUCAGUACCUCGAGUUCUCGACGCCACGCCUCAUGAUGGUGCUCAACCCGCUCAAGGUGACCAUCGAGAAUCUGCCCGAGGACCACUACGAGCAGCUCGAGAAGCCGCUGCAUCCCAAGGCGCCCGAGAUGGGCACCAACAAGAUGCCCUUCACGCGCACCGUCUACAUCGACGCCUCGGACUUCCGCACCGAGGACAGCAAGGACUACUUCCGCCUCGCGCCGGGCAAGACCGUGGGUCUGCUCCAGGUGCCCUUCCCCAUCACCGCCACGUCGUUCAAGACCAACGACAAGGGCGAGCCCAUCGAGGUGAUUGCAACGUACGGCGACGCGAGCACGCCCAAGCCCAAGACGUACAUCCAGUGGGUUGCCGAGCACGCGCCGUCCAACAGCCCGGUCAAGGUGGACGAGACGCGCAUCUUCCUCCAGCUCUUCACCUCGGACGACCCGGCAGCCGAGGACAACUUCCUGGAGCACGUCAAUCCGGAUUCGCUCGAGAUUGUGCGUGGCGCCAUGGUCGAGGUGGGCUUCUGGGACGUGGCCAAGCGCAGCAUCGAGCAGGCGCGCAUCGAGGCGGCCGAGCGCACCAACAAGGCCGAGGCGGACGCCGCCAAGGCGCAGAGCGAGACGCAGACGCCCGAGGUCAAGGAGGCCGGUGCCGGCGCCCCCGCGCGCACCGCCGAGCAGCUCGUGGGCAAAGAGCUCGUUCGCUUCCAGGGCAUGCGCACCGCCUACUUUGCACUCGACCGUCUCAGCGGCGAUCUGGGCCUGUUCGGAGACAAGGCGCCCGGCGGCUCGAUUGUGCUCAACCGCAUCGUCAGUCUCAAGGAGGAUGCCAAGAAGGACGACAAGAAGACGCCAGCGCCACCAGCAGCCAAACCCAAGAAGAACGCAAAGUGA
Molecule: messenger RNA, 2586 nt
Organism: Moesziomyces aphidis
Lineage: Eukaryota; Fungi; Basidiomycota; Ustilaginomycetes; Ustilaginales; Ustilaginaceae
Source: the annotation of a GenBank genome assembly